This is a messenger RNA of Gigantopelta aegis, 2912 nucleotides long. RefSeq names its product male-enhanced antigen 1-like. Gene Ontology annotation, biological process: spermatogenesis. The record is from RefSeq and is a predicted model, not a curated record. NCBI's taxonomy places the organism in Eukaryota, Metazoa, Mollusca, Gastropoda, Neomphalida, Peltospiridae. The transcript has 4 exons. The coding region runs from base 144 to 776 and encodes 210 amino acids.
AAGGGUUCGUUUUGUUUUUAUCUUUGAGUACAAACUUUACUGUACGAAUUCAACGUCAUAAUUCCAUUUUCUGUUUUGGGGGGUAUAAUUUAAGACGCCUUGAUAUUUAUAUAGUGGGUACUGAUACAUGUAACAUCCUGGAGAUGUCUCCCAUUCCGGAUACUGAAUCAGAGAGUGACGACAACAAGCCGACUGAAUGUGAAGAUUUAAGUUCUCCUGACCUGAUCAUUCCACCUGACCCAGAGAGUCCGGAAGAUGAUGAUGAUGAUGAUGAGAACAGUGCUUACCUGGGUUAUCUCCCCCUGUCACAAGAUCCACCGGACAAUAACUUAGCCGACUCUGAAGAAAAUGGCCACAGCGAUGAUGAUGAUAACAUCGUCUCUAGUGUAUCGGGUGAACAGUCGGAGGCAGCAGCCACUGGUAUUUCUCACAGCAGUUUGUAUCCUGGUUUUCCGAAGGACGGUGUUCCAUCAUGCCUGCAGGUUCCUGAUCUGCCAAAACCAGAGAAGAAAUGCAUUCUGUGGAACCAGACAAGGCAUGAAAGUGACAUCCAAAUGGGACAAGAAAAAGUAGCCAAGAUAAAAGCAGCGAUGGCUGGUUUUCAGUUACCAACAACCAACAUUCCCGAUUGGGCUAAGGAGAUAUCAGACGACGAGUGGAAAGAAAAACUUGUGUCUAAAAUCAGUGUAGACAGUUUGAACAAUACUCUGGAUACAAAUUCUAGUUCAACAGACAGUCAUGGUGCAGGCACUUCACAGAGCUCUAAAAACAGCUGAAACAGUGUGUACAGCGAUGUGAAGAUUUUAAAACUGUUUAUUUGUACUGAUGGAGAAAUGAUAGGCCAAUAUAAUAUCUGAAAGUUAUAUUACGCUGGCUAAAUGUCUGUUGUCUUUAGCCUAUGAUGUAAAAUAUUGAUUAUUGUAAGGUAAAACAAAUGCAGUUUUAAUAAUGCAAACGGUAUUAUGUCACAAUGAAAACCAAUGACAAAAGUUAGUUUUAGCAAGCACAUUGAUUUAUUAAUCAUCAGCUGUUUGGUUUAGCAAGCACAUCGAUUUAUUAAUCAUCGGCUGUUGGAUGUCAAACAUUUAGCAAAUUUGAGGUAUAGUCUUAGAGAAGAAACCUGCUACAUUAUUCCACUUUUAUACAAGGGAUCUUAUGUAUGCACCAUCCCACAGACAGAAUAGCAUAUACCAGUCAUGGUGCACUGGCUGGAACUAGAAAUGGGCCCUAUAUUUUCUUUCUUUUUUGUAACAAAGUGAGUAGUUAACAUGAAUCAACGACAUAUAACACUAAAGAAUAACAAACAAGUUAUCAAACUUCUGUCCUGUGUGAGAUAAUUUUCACUUGUCACAAGCUUUAGCAAUUGACAAAUGAAAAUCAUUUCAUCAUGGACACAUGGUAACAUAGUAAUUUAAUAACCGGUAGUUUGUUAUUCUAUUUAUUAAAAUCAGCUAUUCCUCCUAAAAAAACACCCAUGUUAAUACGUGUAUAGAAACUAUGUAACAAACCACUUCGCCGUUUUGAGUAUUGCAAUGACUUUGUAUUUUAUUAAUGUUCACAGAUAUUAUUUAAAAAACCAAAGUUCUAUUUAUUCUGUUCAAAAAUGUGCAUUGAAUUGUACAAUGAAGUUAUUAUGAAUCUGACACCCUGGGGACCAAGUAAGAACUCUGGUUUUAAGAAAUAUCCAGUUUAGAAAGGUUCUGUUGUCUACAUUUAAAAUGAAUGAAUGUUUAACAACUAUUACACUUCAGCACAAUAUGUAAUAUUUAAAAAGGAACGGUUAAAAGCAUAGUCAAAUUAACCCUGGAUUAGUCUUAUUAACUUUUUAAUUAUUCUUGCACAAAUACAAAAUAAAAUUCUGGUUUACUGAGGGUCCUGUUUAGGGGGUUUCACUGUAUUAAAAUAUUUUAUUACAACUUUCAUAAAUUAUGAUCACCCCCCCCCCCCCCCUCCCCGUUAUAAUGUCCACUGGAGUAAUAUUUAAUAUAUAUACAUAACAGAAAACUAGCAAGUGAGAGCAAGGGAAAUAUGAAAUGAAUAACUAUCGAAGCAAGACAUCUUUUAUAUGCACUUACCCACAGACAGACCACACAGCCUUUUAAUAUACUAAACAUGGAUCACUGGUUGGGAUGUGAAAAAAAGCAUUCAGAGAAUGGGUCAACAGAGGGGGUUCAAUCCUUCAAAUCAAGCUUCUCAAGCGAAUGAUCAGAGUUUUCAAUAAGCAACAUUGUGUUUGGUUCAGGUGUAACUUUUAAACAUAGUCUCACCAAAAUUCGAUACAUCAUACAUUAAAAAAAUUGCACAUGAUCAAUGUGGGAUGUGCAUUUGUGAUUGUUUAUGUACAAUAUAUAUUAUACACAUGUACUGUAAAUCAAGAAAUGUCAGUGAAUUUAUCGAAGUUUGUUUUGUUUAACGACACCACUAAAGCACAUUGAUUUAUUAAUCAUCGGCUAUUGGAUGUCCAACAUUUGGUCAUUUUUGACAUAUAGUCUUAAUCAUACAAGAUGCUAAAUUUAAAACACACGUACAACACAUUGUUCCAAAAAUCGUUUGUGAUCAACUGAAGGCACAACAAUGGUUACAUACUAUUGAUUAAACCCAAAUACAUAGCAAACAAUAAUAGUUAGCAUGCACAUUACUUCAAUUUCCUACAUUCAAGAUGUCUGUAAGCUGUACGUCAAGAUUCAUCAGCUGAGGUUACAACUUUAACUUAUUCUUUUUAAGUUUCCGAUAUGACGACUGCUAAUGUUCUGUAGCUAAUAUGUCACUUAUGGAUUUCGCCAAAUUGUAAGAUUGCUAACAUUUUAGGUCUUCUUUUUUGUUUUUGAGAGUGAGGAGAGUAUAUAUAUACAUAUAAAAAUUAUAUGUGGUCUGCUUUCUUCUAAAUAAAUGUAAAAAAAACACACAAAAAA